This is a messenger RNA of Doryrhamphus excisus (bluestripe pipefish), 2316 nucleotides long. Lineage: Eukaryota; Metazoa; Chordata; Actinopteri; Syngnathiformes; Syngnathidae. The record is from RefSeq and is a predicted model, not a curated record.
AGGCAAACACUUCCUUCUCCCCGCUCGGAGGAUGCUGACGAGCGCGCGCGUUUCUGCGCUCCUUUCGCGGCGCUGCCACCCGCGGGCAGACGUCUGAAGCACUUCCACCCGGUCGUCGGAUGCUUCCCACCGGGAGACAUGAGUCUCCUCGUUGUGGCGACUUUGUUGGGACUCUCGGUGCUCGCAGGAGACGCCCUUCAGAUCCAGUGCUACCAGUGCGAGGAGAUGAAGCACAACGACUGCUCCACGCCCGAGUAUAUUGUCAACUGCACCGUCAAUGUGCAGGACAUGUGCCAGAAGGAGGUGCUGGUCAGAUCUGAUGGGAUUCAUUACCGGAAGUCAUGCGCGUCCUCCGGGGCGUGUCUCAUCGCCUCCUCUGGCUACCAGCAGUUCUGCACCGGGAGGCUGAACUCCGUCUGCAUUUACUGCUGCAACACACCGCUCUGCAACGGUCCCAGGAAAAAGCGGCCUGUUCCCUCUGCGGCCAGGCCCCACCCACAGACGAGUGUCGUUCUUGCCCUCCUCACGCCGUUGCUGUCUCUGAUAUAGACGCCUCAUCUCCUGCUCUCCACAUGUUGUUUGGUCUCAACCAGUUGGAAGAGAGUGGACGUUUUUUGGAGCAAAGCACCCUUUCUUGACUACUUUCUGCUCUUGUACCGGAAGCGCAACACCUUUUGUGGGGGGUCUGUGGGGUUUUGGUCUGCUCAUUCCAGUACAGUAGAUCCCCGCUUCACACAGGGGUGAUCUAGGACCGCCACCAGUAAUUGAUACGCCCAUAAAAAAGUCUAUUUUAGACACACGGUUGGCUCCUCCCCCUCCAAAACCUCCUUUGCUUGACAUUGGCGUUGUCCCAGGAUUUGGGAUUUGCAAUAGAAGGGACUGUUGUACCUGUUGGAUUAGAUUCAGAUCCAGAAGCCCCGCCUUCUCUCUUCAACGUCAGAGCCCAUAAUGACCUCCCCAUGCUUGAUUGAAAUGGCCGGCGGUUGAUAUUCCACCGACCAUUAUCAGUUUCUCUAGUAUUUCAAAUCGGGGCUGGGGGCAUGACAGGACGUAAUGAGGAACACUGCUUGACAACAACUUAAUCAAUAAAAAUAGAUGUGAUGUGACACGUAUCAGUAUCUGUUGAUCGGAAGGUGAGAGUUGGUCAAUAUCUGUUAUCGGCAAAAAAGCCAAUAUCGAACAUCCCGAAUAUAUUUCAGGAACAAAAAUGCAUGGUUAUAUCAGUGAAAAAGAAUAUGAUUAGGAUGUUUUGUUUCCUCUAUUUAACUGAGAGGUGUCACCCCGCUCAAAUGAGGCUGAACUGCGAGAGCAAGUUCAUCAUGGCCGCCACCACGAACUAGAAAUGUCAGGUUUGUAAAUUUACCAUCCGCUUUGAAAAAGGGAAGUAUUCCUAGUAUCCAUUACUCGUAAUUUUCACUAUUUGUUGGUGGUCCCGGACUGUAAGCUCAGCGAAAAGCAGAUCUUCCAAAUGAUCUCGUCCGUGGGGCCUCCACCUCCAUUCAUAAAGACAUACAGUAAACAUGUCAAAUAGGACCUGGUUUAGCACAUAUUUAUGAGUUAUUAGCAAGUUAUGGUGAAUGAGAUGUGUUUAAAGUGGAAAAAUGCAAAUAACACAUUUAUGAUGAAAACUCAGAGAGAGGGCAUUGAAAGCUGAGUGUGGGGGGGGGGGCACUGAUACCCUAGGCCUUAAUAGCUGCUUCUAUCAGUUGUUGUGUCAGCGUAAUAACUUUUUUCACAAACGUUCAUCAUCUUCAUCAUCACGUGCUCAUGCAGAACUGACAACGAGACACUGGAAAAGCAUUAAGAGGACUCACUGCUACCUUGCAGUCAACGAGUGGCGAGAACAUAAGGACCAUAAGCACAAACCAACUCUCACUUGAGAGCUGCUUCAGGGUGUAAUUAGAAAGAUUAGUGCAUGAUGCCAUGUUGUGAUGCCAUGUUGCAUAACACAGCGGGAUCUCUUGAUGUCGACGCCGCGUGAUGACGUAUACUGACGUCCCCACAGACUGGCUGUCGACAUAAACGGACCCAUUUCCACUGCAUUACACAGUAAAUGCUUUCCACGACUCCGUCAUACGCUGUCUGUGUUCCCUCAGUAUGUUGGCUAAUAAAUCCUUCAUGUUAUGAUAUAAUAAGUCAAAGUGUUGUGCUGAUAUGGGAUGGAAAUAAAUAUUGCAUUGACUCGGCACCGAGUGUUUUAUGGCAUUUGCAUGCCACUUCUUAAUUACCACUUCCAGGGGUAAGUCAUGAAUCUACCAGAAGAAAGUCAGAAGGAAAACGUUGGACUAUGAGGACAAAUACAUUCAUUUAUGAGAA